AUUAAUUGGGCAAUGUCCACGCAAAGGGUUUUCAAAGCUGAGGUGUCCAGUCAGAAAUUCCUCACAAUGGUAUGCAAGAAUGCAGAUUGUCCCGCAAGGGUGCACGGCUUUCUCCCUAAGUAUGGCACAAGUUGGGUGAUAAGUGACUUAGUUAAUCACACUUGUCUUAUUCCCUGCAUCCCUCAAGAUCAUGCCAACCUUUCAUCCACGCUUAUUGCUCGACUGUUUUACGAUGAGAUAGUGCAAGGCAAAGCUAUGGAAUGUCGGGAUUGUGGUUGCUGAAUGGGGACAUUGAUAAGGGUCAUCGUGGUGCGAUAUGGUAUGAGCGCAAGCUUGAGCCUCUCGUCACUCGCACUCCUAAGGAAAACUGGAAGAUACACUCAGGAUGGCUUCAGCGGUUGAAAUGGGCCGGCCUUUUACCUUUCGCGCGUCUCGUUGAGUCUAUCCCGGGUGAGAAACGCGUCGCCAUCGAUGGGUCUUUGCUGAGCUGCUUAGUGGACCGUUGGAGGCCAGAGACCCACACGUUUCACUUCAGAUGGGGAGAGAUGGCUCCUACUCUGGAGGAUGUGUCACUUUUGCUGGGACUACCGUUGGCAGGUCAUGCCGUAGGACCGUUGGACGCACCGGCUGGUUGGGAGCGAGCUCUCACAGAACGUUUUCACGGUGUUUUUCCGGAUGCUCCCGAUCCGGUAUGGGAGCAUCACGGACCUAAGUAUGAGUGGUUGCUAAAUUUCCGGAUCCAGAACUUCCGGGCGCCUUUGACUGCGGAACAGAUCACUCGGAGCCUCGAGGCCUACUUACUGUGGCUUUUCGGCAAGGUGAUGUUCACGGAGAACCAUGUCACCACUAUCAGCGCCCUCUACAUCCCUAUGGCACUCGAGAUAGCGAGCGCUCAGACGGCGGAUCAGAUCAGACAGAGGAGUUGGGGUUCGGCGGUGUUAGCGGCUACAUACCGAGGUAUGUGCAACGGUUGCCAGCUUACAUCGAGAAAGCCAGCCCUUCUUGGAUGCCCUCUAUUCCUACAGCUGUGGUCGUGGGAGAGGUUCUCUAUAGGGCGACCAGAUGUACGGGUUCAUGAGCCUAUAGACGCCAUGUUUGAUGUUGAGGGCAUCGACAUGCCUACUUUCGGUCUGUGUUGGACUCGUCGCAAGAGACGCUUUGCUAGUGAUCAGACCAGGAAGGCGUACACAGCAUUGAACGAGCAGUUCGAUGCGUACACCGGGGUAAUCUGGCAGCCCUACACGGCAGCAGCCAUACAAGCGAGAUACCCUGCUGGUAUGUCUGUGCUAUGCACAAGGGACCGAGAUUACUGGAUGACAAAAUCGAAGAUCAUCUUCGAUGUCUUCGUCGAGGAGAUGGCACAACAGAGGGUUAUGAGGCAAUUUGGUCUUCUGCAGUUGGAGCUACCUCCCCCUAUAGAGAACCCGGUGCCAGCACACAUCCACAGGCUACCUUGACACGCGAACUGUACGACGACGUGACCACCUUUGGACGAUCACUAUCGUCUGGACCUCUUCUUCAACAUCGUCCAGUGGUACAACCCUUCUUGGAAAGAAUUCAGAAUAAGAUACGGACUGUGUACGAGGCUAUCACGUGCACCCGGAGAACCGAUGUUGUUCAGCAUGAGCAGGAGCAGC
Messenger RNA from Aegilops tauschii subsp. strangulata, 1637 nucleotides. NCBI's taxonomy places the organism in Eukaryota, Viridiplantae, Streptophyta, Magnoliopsida, Poales, Poaceae. The record is from RefSeq and is a predicted model, not a curated record.